AUUCAAAUUCGUGCUGUUUUCAGUCAAUGACUUUGAACAUUUUGCACCCUGUCGAAUACAUAAGCAGUUUUUGUAAUAUUGAUAGGACAUUAUAUUUUGAAAGUUCUUCAAAAACAAAAUAUCAAUGCUUUGGUUUCUGCUUAAGUUUAAUCUGAGAAACCAUCAAUCAAAAUGGCCCUCAAUUUAGUGCAUGAUAAUACUUUUUAUAAAUUGUGUGCCUCAGAUUGCUUUAGUUUACUGUUCAACCUGUUUAUAUAUUCAAUCGUCUGCAUUAUUUGUUUGUAGUCAUUUAAUUGAAACAUUGUUUCAGUGUUAAAUGUUCAAUCCCCUUUGCAUUUGUUGCUUGAUUUGAAAUUUUAUUCUAAUUGUUUAUUAGUCAAGUCUAUAAUUUAGCACGAUUUUAUUUCAGAAUAAUAAUUUAUUUUUUCUAUACAGUGAUCCUGUAUUACAUUCAUCGAGUGGAGAAAGAUCGGAUGUACGUUCUUUAUUGGAGAAACUUAUACUUGAGGACGACCAGUUCGACGUACAAGAUAUUUUACCAAACACAUUUGCAGAUCCAGCAUCACUGAUACUAAAUUCAGAUUAUGCAUGCCCAGUUGGUCAAGUAGUACAGGUUCCGGAUUGUGUACCUUGCGCUGUUGGAACAUAUUUUAACGCAACAAGCAAAUUAUGCAUUGCCUGUCCAAAAGGGUCGUACCAGUCUGAAAUUGGCCAGCUGCAAUGUAAAAGUUGUCCGAAUAUUGCUGGUCGAUCAGGCGUUACCUCAAUUACUGGAGCCCGAUCUGCAGCUGAAUGCAAAGAACGAUGUCCGGCUGGAAAGUACUUGGACACUGAUACAGGUCUUUGUCAACCAUGUGGAUAUGGAUUCUAUCAACCCAAUGAAGGAUCGUUCUCUUGUGAGAUUUGUGGAUUGGGACAGACAACUAGAAUUGCCGAAGCUACAUCAAAGUCUGAAUGUCGCGAUGAAUGCAAUUCCGGGAUGCAAUUGGGAGUUGAUGGAAAAUGCGAAGCUUGCCCACGAGGAACAUUCAGAACUCAGGGAGUACAACCGGCUUGUGCAGCUUGCCCAAUAGGAAGAACAACUCCAAAAGCUGGGUCCUCUAGUAUCGAAGAAUGCUCUUUGCCUGUUUGCGCUCCUGGGACUUACCUCAAUGGAACUGUAAACAUAUGCGUAGAGUGCGGUAAAGGAUUCUAUCAGCCAGAACAGCAGCAGACAUUCUGCAUACCUUGUCCACCGAACCAUAGCACCAAAACUAAUGCAGCGACAAGCAAAGCAGAGUGUAUCAAUCCAUGUGCCAACGUUGCAGAUGGACAACAGCAUUGUGAUCCUAACGCAUUCUGUAUUUUGAUGCCAGCAUCAUUUGAUUUCAAAUGUGAAUGUAAACCAGGAUUCAAUGGAACAGGAAUGCAGUGCACAGACGUAUGCGAAGGUUUCUGUGAAAAUUCAGGUCAAUGUGUCAAAGACAUCAAGGGGAUACCUUCUUGUCGUUGUAAAGGAUCAUUCACUGGUAUCAAGUGUACCGAACGCUCGGAGUUUGCAUAUAUUGCUGGAGGAAUAGCAGCCACAGUGAUUUUCAUCAUAUUGAUUGUUCUUUUGAUCUGGAUGAUUUGCUCCAGAGCGAACAAGCGACGUGACCCCAAGAAAAUACUUUCACCGGCCACGGACCAAACUGGCUCACAGGUCAACUUCUACUAUGGAGCUCAUACACCUUAUGCCGAAAGCAUUGCUCCUUCCCACCAUAGCACUUAUGCUCACUACUAUGACGACGAGGAAGAUGGAUGGGAAAUGCCAAACUUUUAUAAUGAGAGUUACAUGAAGGAGGGAUUACAUGGUACAAACGGAAAACUAAAUUCCCUAGCACGAUCCAAUGCUUCAUUGUACGGAACAAAGGAGGAUCUGUAUGACAGACUGAAAAGGCACGCCUAUACAGGCAAGAAAGAAAAAAGUGACAGUGACAGCGAAGGAAAUUAAACACUUUCUUGAAACCUAUUGAAAAGAUUUUAACUUAACGAAUCAACACCAGAUGAUGGUUGCCAUCUAUUAAUCUUCCCGCUGGCGCAAUACUCAACCAUUCAGUUAUUUUCAUUCGGGAAGUAUAUUUAAUACAUUUUGCAGGUUACGUCAUCUAGAAUUAUGGUUCAAAUUAAGUGCAACAAACUCAGUCCGAAGAAAAAAGCCUCUGAUUAUCUAGAUAAGUUCGUCAAUUUUAUCUAGAAGUUUUUGUUAUGUUUUGGAGCACUAUGUCAAAUAUAUUUUAAUUGAUUUAGGCUAAUAGUAGAAAUGAAUAUCCAAUAAAACCUGAUAUCCUUUUCAUCUGUUUUAAAUAAAACAUUGACCUUA
Messenger RNA from Aedes albopictus (Asian tiger mosquito), 2341 nucleotides. RefSeq names its product low-density lipoprotein receptor-related protein 1-like. The record is from RefSeq and is a predicted model, not a curated record. NCBI's taxonomy places the organism in Eukaryota, Metazoa, Arthropoda, Insecta, Diptera, Culicidae. The transcript has 7 exons. Bases 980 to 1972 code for a protein of 330 amino acids.